Chanos chanos (milkfish) is the source of this 375-nucleotide messenger RNA. RefSeq names its product CTF8, chromosome transmission fidelity factor 8 homolog (S. cerevisiae) (gene chtf8). Bases 1 to 375 code for a protein of 124 amino acids. NCBI's taxonomy places the organism in Eukaryota, Metazoa, Chordata, Actinopteri, Gonorynchiformes, Chanidae. The record is from RefSeq and is a predicted model, not a curated record. Gene Ontology annotation, biological process: mitotic sister chromatid cohesion. The transcript has 3 exons. Gene Ontology annotation, cellular component: Ctf18 RFC-like complex.
AUGGUUCAAAUAAUCAUUUCAAGUAAGACUAAUGAGGGUCUGGAGGAGUGGUUACUGAUAGAGCUUCAAGGGGAGAUGGUGUCAAGACACAACACGGGUCUUGCAGGAAACCUAAUGGGGGAUUUGCAUUUCACUAAGGAGGGUGUUCCUGUGCUGAUUGUCGGACACCACAUCCUGUACGGGAAGCAGGUGAAACUGGAGAAGCCUUUUGCGGUGCUGACGAAGCACUCGGGCCUUCCUCGGGAGGAUGAGGAUGCCAUGGAGACCAGCGAGGAAAAGCCCACCUCUUACUCCGCCAUAGCACUCAUAAAGAAGAAGCUCAUUUUCAAAACUCGCCCCAAACCCAUCAUCACCAACGUCCCCAAGAAAGUCUAA